Molecule: messenger RNA, 768 nt
Organism: Merops nubicus (carmine bee-eater)
Lineage: Eukaryota; Metazoa; Chordata; Aves; Coraciiformes; Meropidae
Product: fatty acyl-CoA reductase 2-like
Exons: 5
Biological process (GO): long-chain fatty-acyl-CoA metabolic process
Cellular component (GO): peroxisome
Molecular function (GO): alcohol-forming very long-chain fatty acyl-CoA reductase (NADP+) activity
Source: RefSeq, a predicted model, not a curated record
AUGUCUUCAGUCUCAGCUUAUUACAAUGGAAAGACCGUACUUAUUACAGGAGCUACGGGUUUCAUGGGCAAAGUACUGGUGGAAAAGCUUCUGCGCUCCAGCCCUGAAGUGAAAGCAGUUUAUAUACUUGUCAGGCCAAAGGCUGGACAAUCAAUGCAAGAGAGAGUGGCCAACAUGUUGAAAUGCAAGGUCUUCGACAGGGUCCGAGAAGAUUGCCCUAAUUUCCAUGAGAAGAUUAAGCCUAUUAAUGCCGAACUCACCCAGCCCAAGCUGGCCAUCAGUGCUGAAGAUGAAGAGGAGCUCCUGACCCACGUCAAUGUUGUCUUCCACUGUGCAGCCACAGUCCGCUUUGAUGAACCCCUGAAGCACGCCCUGCAGCUGAACGCGCUGGGCACGCAGAGGCUGCUGGAGCUGGCCAGGCAGAUGCAGAACCUUGAGGCCUUCAUCCACAUCUCCACUGCAUAUGCCAACUGUGUACGCAAGUGCAUCGACGAGGUCAUCUACCCACCCCCAGCCGAGCCCAAGAAGCUCUUUGAUUUAGUAGAGUGGUUGGAUGAAUCUAUCAUUCAGGACAUCACACCCAAGCUGCUUGGGGCCUGGCCCAACACUUACACCUACACCAAAGCCUUGUCAGAAUACCUGAUUCAGCAAGAGAAAGGAAACUUGAACAUAGCUAUCAUCAGGCCAUCCAUCGUGGGAGCUAGCUGGCAUGAGCCUUUCCCAGGUUGGAUUGACAGCUUCAACGGGACAAGUGGAAUAUUUAUUGCG